Messenger RNA from Helianthus annuus (common sunflower), 2412 nucleotides. RefSeq lists its product as uncharacterized. The transcript is spliced from 4 exons. The coding region runs from base 1 to 2412 and encodes 803 amino acids. The record is from RefSeq and is a predicted model, not a curated record. Lineage: Eukaryota; Viridiplantae; Streptophyta; Magnoliopsida; Asterales; Asteraceae.
AUGUGGUACUUUCCCAUAAUACCACGAUUGAAACGACUCUUUCAAGCUAAGAGUAUAGCACAAGAUUUAUUAUGGCACGCCACAAGUUCCAAAAAACCCGGUGUUUUACGCCACCCAUCAGAUUCACCUGCAUGGCAAGCCAUAGAUAACCAAUUUCCCGAAAUUGCUGACGAUCCAAGAAAUCUUCGGCUUGGCAUUUCCACAGAUGGGGUUGACGUAAAUAGAGGUAAUAGAAAUCAUAGUGUUUGGCCGGUUUUAGCUGUCAUUUACAACCUUCCGCCUUGGUUGUGUAUGAAAAGAAGGUUUAUCAUGCUUUCGGUACUAAUAUCGGGAACGCCUGGAAACGAUAUUGAUGUGUUUUUGGAUCCUUUGAUUGAUGAUCUACAACUCUUAUUUGAAGAAGGAGUUGAAACAUAUGACGCCUAUGCACAAGAAAAAUUUAUCCUACGUGCAUUUGUUUUAUGGACGAUUAAUGAUUACCCUGCUCUUGGUACACUAUGUGGCUGCCCUUAUAGUGGAUUCCAUGGUUGUGUAGUGUGUCGAAAAGAAACUCAAUGUUGUAGACUUCCUUUCUCAUCCAAGCAGAGUUAUGCUGGUCACAGAAGAUAUUUACCAUAUAACCAUCCUUUCAGAAAGCAAACGAAGGCGUUCAAUGGAAAACAAGAAUGGGGAACUACUGCAAAUCCUAUGACCGGGGAAGAAAUAUUCAACGAGGUUAAAUACGUUAAGAAUAUAUGGGGGAAAGGAUUUAAGGAUAAAGUAUCAGGAAUCCUAGAAAAUUCUACUGGAAGAGGGGGGAAGACAAUUAAGAGAAAAAGGAACACAUCAAAAGAGGGUGAUAGUUCAAAUUCCGGACAUAAAGAACCGACCUAUUGGAAGAAAUUCAACAUAUGGUAUCGACGACUUAGGUAUUGGCGGUAUAAUUGUGUCCAACAUUGUAUUGAUUUCAUGCACAUUGAAAAGAAUGUGGCUGAGAGUAUUGUCGGAACAUUGCUAAACGUUCCAGGAAAGACGAAAGAUGGAUUAAAUGCUCGAUUGGAUCUGGCGCAUUUUGGGUUAAAAAAAGAGUUGCAGGCUAAAACACAAGGCAACAAAACAAUACUUCCUGCAGCAUGUUACACAUUAACGAAAGAUGAAAAAGACAAGUUUUGUGAAACAUUAUACAACUUAAGGGUUCCACAAGGGUAUUGUUCUAAUUUUUCUAGUUUGGUGAAUCGAAAGGAUAGGAAACUUGUGGGACUUAAAUCACAUGAUUAUCAUAUGCUUAUGCAACAAUUUUUGCCCAUUGCAAUACGGUCUAUCAUGCCGGAACCCACAAGAUAUGCUAUUAUCAGGGAGGUAAAAUUAUGCGGGCCAAUAUGCUUUCGGUGGAUGUAUCCCUUUGAAAGGUGCAUGAAGGUUAUUAAAGGGCAUGUGCGAAACAAAACUUAUCCAGAAGGAUGCAUUGCUGAGGAGAAUAUUGCAGAAGAAACAAUUGAGUUUUUCAGCGAAUACCAAAAAAACAUGAAGACUAUUGGCAUUCCACCAUAUAAGUAUAAGACAUCUGAAAAUGAUAACGGGGAAGGAAAUCCUUUGUCAGCCGGUAAACCAGUUCUGGUUUCUCCGAAACUCUUCUUGAAAGCACAUUUCUAUGUAUUGCAAAAUACGCCCGAAAUUGUGCCUUAUAUUGAACAACACAUGACCUUUUUGAAAAACCGACAUGGUGGUAAACCGCAAGCGUGGCUGGAGAAAGAGCAUAACACAACGUUUGGUCACUGGUUACGUAACAAGGUUGAAAAAGAGUUAGCGGUUUCCACAGAAAGUAUAUCAGAAACCGUAAAGUGGAUUUCACAUGGAGUACACAGCAACGUAUUAAAAUACGAUGUAUAUGAAAUCAAUGGCUAUACAUUUCGUACAAAAUCUCGUGACGGUGGAGUUUACCAAAACAGUGGGGUCGGUGUAGAGGUAACUGACAUGCACAUUUCUAAAGAAGUAGUAACCUACAGAAAGAACUUCUAUUAUGGGGUAUUACGAGAGAUCUGGGUACUAGAUUAUCAUAUUAAAAGAAUUCCUCUUUUCUUGUGCGACUGGGUUGAAAAUAGAAAUGGGGUCAAACAAGAUAGUCUUGGUUACACGUUGGUCGAACUUAACAGAUUAGGCCACAAGGAUGAUCCGUUCAUAUUGGCCUCACAAGCACGACAGGUGUUUUAUGUUAAAGACCAGCUGGAUAAAAAAAUGUCUAUUGUCUUUAUGACACCUCCCAAAAACUAUAGAGAUUCGUAUGACGACGUUGAUGAGGAAUUUAGUACUGUAAUUUUUCCUCACAAUGAUAAUAUAUUGCCACGUGUAGAUCCACUUGACAUGGGUAAUCAAUCCCGCGAUGAUUAUUACAGAACCGACUGUAACGGUAUAGUUUUACGUAAUGUCGAUUGA